CAACCUCCUAGUGUGGAAAUAGAUAUAAAACACAGGAAAUGAAUCAUGUUUUUGACGGCACUGGGCCUUUAACAGCCUGUGUUCAUUUACAAACAGUUGUGCAGUAUUGCUGCUCAAACGGUUUCCUGUGUGCUGACUGCUAUCUCCGUCCUCUCAACGAGCUGUGAAACAAACACAAUGGGGAAAACAGGCCUGACUGGAUCAAGGCCUUUCCAGGCUAACAUAAAGCGCCAGCCUCAACUAGCAGACUGGUAUUCCAUUUACCUUUGUCUUUGUUGUAGUUAGGCAGAAGUGAGCCUUCAGUAGCCUGAUGAUCUCUAUAGUUACACCCUCUUCCAUUGGCUCUGACUAAAUCUUCCCAGGCCUGUGUGAACAAAAUGAUCACUUGGCCUCCCAUCACAAUUCACAAGGGUAAUUGAAAGUGAACAGACCAGAUGAACUGGAAAGACAUUCACCCUUCCGGGUGGCCAAAAAUAACUAAUUGAAAGCCACGCCCUCAACAAGCCAUGCCUCUGAAUCUCCUCUCAAUAUUAUUGAACAGUAUUUGCAUAUUUGCCAGCAGUCUUUGCACAACAAUAACAAAUAACAUUGGAACUGUUCAUUGAGGUUUGUUAUGUGAACCAAAUAGAUGUACAAGUCAUCAAUACAUUCAAAUAUUUAGUGGCAUGUAGUGGCAUUUUUUUUUUAAAGUUACAAAUGACCAUGACUGGGAUGUGUUGCUGUGCAAACGACAUGUAGGCCCAUCUUUCAGUUAAACAAUGUAAUGACUUUUGCAAUGGUCUAUAGUGUACAAAUUCUAGGGCCUGCUAUGCAGAUACCUAGAAGGCCAAUGCAACACUUGAUAGUGGGAGUUUGCAGGCCCCCCAUAGCCAAGGGCCCCAGUGCACACACAUUGCCAGCACUGCCUGGCCCUAUGCCACUGCCCUCCCCUCUUCACAGUACUUAUAAACAUUCAGAUUGAGAGUAUGACAGUGGAGGAUGAACUGGAAUGGUGCCUUUGAAUCCUCAACGAUCUUAUGGAUUUGAUCUCUUCUGCAAAUAGACAACGAAACAAGCAUUAAAGAUGACAUGGACAUCAAAAAGUGGAAUCUGAUUAUUUGAAUAUGUUUUAAAGGGAAUCAGAUGUGCUUGGUUGUAGGCUGGGCUGUUGCUAGGGGAAGCAGUGUUGUUAUGGUCAGAGUGAAGGUGGGUGUGUCCUCACCAGUGCCCAGACAGAAAUGCUGGCUCAUCCACAGCCUCUCUCAGUAAUAAAACGACAUAGGGAACACUCCCCUCUUGUGGUUGCUGCUAGUCCUGCGUUUUUCAGAAUCACUUUCAUUCUUGUGAUUGAAGAUUGUGGGAGAAGCUGUAAAUUUGGACACAUAUGUUUCCUAAAGGCCACUUCAGUGGUGAACUAGAAAGUGAAAGCCGUUCUCAUAUGGUUUGGUUGUGGAAUAGAGAGACAAUCUUAAAGUAGUGGGUUUCUGUCCUGAAUGGAUUUUCUGUCUGCAGUUUCUCAGUUGAAGGCUGAGGCGAGACUGGCAGCGAAGCGGGCGGCCAGAGCAGAGGCACGGGAGAUACGCAUGAAGGAACUGGAGAGACAGCAGAAAGAGGUGUAUCAAAGCCAGAAGAAAUACUAUGGUCUGGACAACAAAUGGGGCCACAUUGAGCAGUGGAUGGAGGAGAGUGAGAGGUACUCCUCCCGUCCUUCACGGAGACACACGUCGAUUUCAGACGAUGAGGAACGGAUGUCGGUGGGGAGCCGAGGAAGCCUUAGGAGAAACUUCUCAUCUGAUCUGUACUGCAGCUCCAACAGUCUUCCCUCACUCAGACAUCAAAAUUCCACUCAAAAUGGCCGGCCCUCCAUGCUCUUUAUUGAUGGCCCACGUACCCAGAGUCACAGGGGCUCUGUGUGUGACGAGGCUGUGCAGAGUAGCACACGGCGCUUUAGUGGCUCCAUCUCUCGCGGUCCUUCAGACUACAGUGGUUUUCUGGGCUCCAACUCUCGGGCCUCGUCCAGGGCCAGCUCUGCCCGUGCCAGCCCAGUGGUGGAGGAGAGAUCAGACAGGGACUUCCUGGAAAAGGGUUCCAGGACUGCCUCUACCCUCUCAGCAGCCACUCUAGCAUCGCUGGGAGGGCCCUCCUCUCGCAGAGGCAGCUGUGACACCUCUAUCUCAGUAGAGACAGAGGCCUCCAUUCGAGAGAUAAAGGACUCCCUGGUGGAGUCUGAGGAGAAGUACCGUAAGGCCAUGGUGUCCAACGCCCAGCUACACAACGAGAAGUCCAACCUCAUGUACCAGGUGGACACGCUGAAGGACUCGCUCAUUGAGCUGGAGGAGCAGCUGUACGAGUCUAAACGAGAGUACAACGACAAGGCCAAGGAGUUUGAGAGGGAGAGGCACGCCCACAGUGUUCUGCAGCGCCAGUUUAAGGAGAUGAGAGAGACGCUGAAACAGAGUGAAGAACUGUUAACCGAGGUGGGCCAGCUCCGUCUCAAACGGGACAGCUGUGUUAGGGAGAUCUCCGACCUGCAGGAGACCCUCGGAUGGAAGGAGAAAAAGAUUGGGGCCUUAGAGAGGCAGAGGGAAUUCUCAGACGCCGGCGUGCGGGAUGAGCGGGAAAAGCUCAGGGAUCAGGUGGUCCACCUCAAAGACACUCUGAAGAAACAUGGGAUAGUGCUGUCACCUGAAGUAACCACCAAUGGGGAUGCAGGACAGAUGAUUGACGGGCCUCGCAGUGCAGACUCUACCCGAUUGGCUCAGGAGUCCCAGCCGUCUCAUGGUGGGGAGAGCAUGCUUGGCGAAGCACCAGAGAUGCAGUUGGACCAUGGCGAGGUGAGGACACCAGGGGGAGGCAGACUUCUACAUGAGGCUGACAACUACUCACAUGACCAGGAGAGGGCACUACUGGAGAUAGAAUCUUCGGACAAGUUGAACCAAGACAAGUUGAAUGACAGCCUGCAGCAACAAACAGACACUGAAGCAGAGCAGUCCAAGUACUGUGACCAAGAGACCCAGGUGGAUGUUGCUGCACCUGAAGAAGCCAUUUUGGUGCAUUUUGGUGACAAAAAGACUCAGAUUGAAUAUGAAGUAGAGAAACCCCAAUACUGCGACACAGAAACUCUGGUGGAACCUGCUGAACUUGAGGGAGCCAUUUUGGUUCAAAAGGAAUAUACAGAUGGUGGCAGUGACAAUGGAGAGGGGUUGAAUCAAAGAGGAUUUGAACCAGAAUCCCAGGAACAGGCAGAGAAUGAGGAAAACAGUGGAGAAAGUAACAAGGAAGCUGUACCAGUAAGCGGUGGCACUGACGGACAAUGUGAGGAAAACACACACCUUGAGAAAGGACGGGAAUACACAGAGCUUCUCACAGCUGUGUCUACUGACUUUGAAGAACAGGACAUCUCUGGCCCAACUCUCUGUGAUGAGACAGAGGCAACUCUUAGUCAAAUCCAAAGUGACCUGCAAGGAGAGAACACCCAGGAGUAUGAUCCUGGGACUAAAGGUCAAGUCAUUCCAGAAAACUCAAGGAUCACGGAAUCUGAGAUGAUUAAGAUGAUUCUGAGGAUUUCUGUAUGUCUAGGGGAGGCAAAGACCAGCCCAAAUCAGAUCUCUCAAGGAUCAUUAAAGAAAACAGAAACAAUAGGGAUGGAGAUGAAGAAUCAUCCAGGGCAUCCUGCAGAGCAUCAGGCAGAGACUGGCCAAGUAACAUCUACUGGAACAUCUGCUAUCUCAUCUACAGUCUCUAUUGAACUGUUUAUCUCUGAAUGUCCUGAUGAGGUUGGAAUCAAGACAGAUCCGCUCAUAAUAAACACUUUAAGUGAAUUUGAGAAAGAUACACAGAAUUCUCUAGAACUUCAGCAACAUAAGAAUGAUCAUUUCAGUACAGAAAGCUCUGUGGAAAUUGUGCCAAAGAUCACAGACUCUGACGGACAGAAAUUAUCUGAGAGGGUUGAAGAGCUGGAGUCGAGUUCAGUGGAGAGCAAGCCAGAUCAGAUUUGGCAGGAAUCUGUAUGUGGCAUGAAGGAAGAUGAACCAAAUACUAAAGAGCUUCAGGCAAAGGAGCCCCCAUCCACUAUCGCUGACAAAACGGUUACACCUAUCAUAACAGAGGAGGGGAAGACUAGACUAGACAAACAGGUGAUCCCUGAUUUACCAGAGAAGCUAGAGACCAGCUUAGAAAAUACCUUACCAGGAGUUCAAGGUGAUCAGAAGAUGGAUGUAGCAGAAUCAAGGGAGAAACAAGGAUGUACCUGUAAAUGUACAUGUAAACAAUCCGAGAGUGAUCAAGUACUGAUGGAAAACUCACUGGAUGUAGCUCUAACUCAGAGGAUCAGUGACUCUAGUGGAGAGGUUAUCUCAGACAGGACAGAGGCGGUAGAGCCCAGCCCAGACAGGAGCCAAUCAGAAUCACCCAGUUGUGUAGAGAGAGAAGAAUGGUGCAUCAUUGAGGAGAACAUCUAUGAGGAGAAUCUCCAGCAGGAAGCCAUUCAGGAGGAGCAACAGACAGAACAGGGGGAGGCUUCAACAAGUUCACCAGCAGGGGGAGACAAUGAGUUAAACGAUGGGGCCUCCGCUGGAUAUAUAGACAGUUGUGAAGAAGCCGUUCUACUUGUGAAAGAGGAGGAAACCUAUCUACCUGUAGAAGAAGAGCACAUCAGCUCCUCACCCGGACCCUCGGCACUUGGCCAAGAGAUACAGCCAUUACCCGAGGCGGUGGAGGAGGGGAGAGAGCGCCCCCCAGUGGAAGAAGCCCAGAAACAGGAGAGCGGUGUAAGAAAGGGACAAAGGGGCAAUAGGAAGGGCAAGGGCAAAGAUCCUUGCAGAGUAAACUAGUUGAUGAUACUGUACUCUCAAAGUGUUAUUUGAUGUGUAAUAGACUACUGACUGGGGUUGCAGCCAGUGUCUGUGGGUUUCUUUGUUUUACUCAAAGGAAUUACAUGUUUUAUUUAAUGACUUAUUUAGUGCCUUGAAUAAAUGAACCAUGUUGAAGA
This is a messenger RNA of Oncorhynchus tshawytscha (Chinook salmon), 4969 nucleotides long. RefSeq names its product leucine rich repeat (in FLII) interacting protein 1b (gene lrrfip1b). Gene Ontology annotation, molecular function: RNA polymerase II cis-regulatory region sequence-specific DNA binding; DNA-binding transcription factor activity, RNA polymerase II-specific. The transcript has 17 exons. Lineage: Eukaryota; Metazoa; Chordata; Actinopteri; Salmoniformes; Salmonidae. The coding region runs from base 1473 to 4811 and encodes 1112 amino acids. Gene Ontology annotation, biological process: regulation of transcription by RNA polymerase II. The record is from RefSeq and is a predicted model, not a curated record.